Phragmites australis (common reed) is the source of this 1128-nucleotide messenger RNA. RefSeq names its product BTB/POZ domain-containing protein At1g01640. The record is from RefSeq and is a predicted model, not a curated record. Gene Ontology annotation, molecular function: protein binding. The transcript has 3 exons. Lineage: Eukaryota; Viridiplantae; Streptophyta; Magnoliopsida; Poales; Poaceae. Bases 183 to 1031 code for a protein of 282 amino acids.
UAUGAAAAUAUAGCAACCACCACAUACUAUAGUUCUAGAAAAGAAAUGGCAACACACCCUUUCUUUCCAUUCGUUUUUAUACCCUCACCCAACACAGAAGCAAUGUCAAACAGCUCCUUGUUAGCAUCAUCGCAGAGCCAGAGAGAGAAGAAGGAAUAAGCAAAGGAAGGCGAGGAGGAAUCAUGGAUUGCUGCAUCUGCAGCCCCAUGGCGACCAAGUACAGGCUUCCAAGGAACGCCAUCUGUGCUCCCUGCUAUGAAGGUGCCAAGGCCAUCAUCACCUUCCUGAACAACGAUGAACAAGAAGAAGAAGAAGAUGGCCAUGGUUCUGUCAGGUCCCGCGGAUUGAUGAAGCCUAACAGCACAACCAAGGGGAUGAGAGAUGCAUGGGAGGGGGUGAAGGAGAUGAGAGACAGGGAGGAGGAGACCACCCACAGGGCUGCCUACCUCCAACAAGGCUUGGCGCUGGCGUGGGAGGAGGGAAUCCACACCGAUAUCCUCGUCGAACCUGGCACUGGGGCCCCAAUCCCAGCCCACAAAGCCAUCCUGGCCGUGAGAUCGGAGGUGUUCCGUCACAUGCUGUCCUCCGACGAGCACUGCAAGGCCCCCGCCGGCGACUCCAUCUCCCUCCCGGAGCUCGCCCACGAGGAACUCUCCCUCUUCCUUGCCUUCCUCUACACCGGCGCCCUCGGCCAGGACCUGCCGGAGCGCCAGCUGCACGCGCUCCUCGUCGCCGGCGACAAGUACGACGUCCCGUUCCUGCGGAGGGCCUGCGAGGCGCGGCUCACGGCGCGCGUGGGGCCCCGGAACGUGCUCCGGACGCUGGAGGUGGCCGAGCUCAGCUCCAGCGCCGCGCUCAGGGAGCGCGCCAUGGGCGCGGUGGUGGAGCACGCCGAGCAGGUGGUGUUCUCGCCUGAGUACGACGACUUCGCCGUCCGGAACGCCGGCCUGUGCGUCGAGAUCACUCGGGCGCUGCUGGCCAAGAUGUCGAUGAGAACUGAAGCCCAAUGCGAAGAGCUAAUUGGAAGCUAAUUAUAUUGCAAAGAUCAUACGUGAGCUGAGCUCUUGCUUAGUUUUGAGCAAGUGACGUGUAAUCGAUGCAUGCAUGCAUCGAAGGUUACAUUUCUCU